GGAGUGCAUGUUUGACAUGAGUCAAAGACUUGAAGUUCCACAUAGUCCGUCACUUUCCUCUAUGUUCUUUUCUCUUUCCCACUACCACUGAAUCGGUAUUUCAAGUUUCAACAGAAGAAAACCGUGCGGAGAAAUCAAGAAUGUGAGGAAACUUACUUGUGUCAGCAAAACGCCUCCCUGCCCCUUCGAUUUCUCCGAGAGACAAAAAAAAAACGCUUUUUUCAGAUACCCAUUUUGCAGAAAGCUAUGAAUCCUAGCAAAGUUGAAGAAGAAGAUAUGUUCCAUCAUCACUUGGACCCGCAUCAUCAAAUCUUGGAUCAAUCUCAGCCGUCAAUUCUACCGGAGGAGGAAGAAGAACCCUUUUUUUCUGAUAUCGGAUUCUUCCGGGACGACGACGACGAUGAUACCAGUCAUACUUCAUCUGAUCCCGAUCAACAUCAGUACCAUCACCAGCAGCUAAUUCAGUCGCUGCCCCAAUUGGAGCAGCAAAACGACAUCGUUUCUGCAAACCCUAACCCUAACCCUGAUUUGGGUUUGGGAAAGGGCGACAAAAAUAAGGCGGAGAAACGUCAUCGGCAUACCGUGUCUGUGGCGAAUAUAAGUCCAGAAGCUCACAUUUCAUCUCAAUUCUACACUUUCAAUAAGGAAUCUCAUGCCCUGAUGAUACGCUGCCUUCUCGCGGGCCGUGUGGCGACACCGGAGGAAAUUCGAUCUGUGACGCCGUCGUCGGUGCUUCAAAGCUGGCGUUUGGUGUGGAAGGACCGGAAUGAGGAUACGGCAUACCUCACGGCGUGGAAGCGGAUCCAGGACAAGCUUAUCGCGAAUAUCGACCCUUUGAAUGGUAAUGAAUUACUGUGUUUCAAGAAUAAUUCCAGUCAAUUCGUUUCCCAUGUUGAUCAAUGGCAUGAUAUAGUCACAAGUUUUCACUGUGAUGCGGACUUAAAACACUUGGGACUGAAAGAAACUGUAGAAAGAAUUAAACAGGUGUGGACUGUAGGUGCUAAAUUUUAUGGAAUACCUGAGAGUUAUAUUAGGGUAUGUGUUGAGGUUUGCCCCGUGUGCUCAGAGUCUGCGCCACGUACUAAGAGACGUAGGUUUGAGUAUACUGAAUCAUUUGAAGUACCCGCAAAGGAAGUGCCUGUUAGAUUACAACAAUUGGCCACAAAGUAUAAAGUGGCCUUGUGUAUUAGGCAGAAAUAUGUAAGGUAUAAACCAUUUAUAGCUGAGGUUAAAGAUUACGCGUGUCAUCGAGCUGGAGAGCCUGCAUCCUCGAAGAAAUCGAGGAUUUUAAAAAGAGAGCCUUACACGUCAAAACGGUGUGGGUGUGGGUUUCGUAUCAGGGCGAUAGUUCCAAUAUCAAAUUAUAAUGAGAAGGAUAAGUCCUUUGUCUAUCUGGAGGAAGGGACAGCAGUCUUUAAGUUGUAUGCAGUGCACUCGGGGCAUGAACCUGGUGCUUCUGAUGGGAAUGCGAGAAUAAUGCAUCGAGUAGUUGGGCAUAAAGGAGGGGUUUUGAUGGAUCAGGAAACAGUGUAUGGGAUGGGUGAUGAAGCAGAAAAUGAAGAUUUUGGGUUCCUUGGAAAGGAUAGUGGAGAUCUGCAACAUUCGAUUUUGCAGCAAAUGCAGGAAGCAAGGAAUGAGAUUGCUCUACUUGAGGGCCAGAUCGGGAAAGUUCCUCAUGAGUUGUUGUGCUCAGUGUCUCGUGAAUUGUUUGAUUUUUCGAAUAAGCUUAGGAAUGUGAGAGAAUAUGGAUCAAAGUCAGUUGGGUUGCUCUCAGAUAAGCCGACCUCGGAUGAUCUAUUGGUCGGGGAAAAUGAUUUGGCAGAUUGGGGUGUUCAUGAUCAUCGCAUUUAUGAGGAUGGCAAGGAUGCAGAGCUUAUUGAGGAAGAUGAAGACAGCUUUGGGAGAACACUCGGGGAGGUUGCAUCUUGGGAUCAGAUAAGGUCAGAUUGUAGGAAUGAGAAGGAUCUGCUGGGUGAGUCUUGUAAAUCAGAGAAACCAUUGGAGUGCAGCGAAUUUGAUCAGAAGGGCAUUCUUGACUGUGGGAAUUCUAAAUUGACCAAGCCCUUAAGGCAUGAUGAGAGUAUAGAUACAGAUGUAGGCUUCGUUGUUGAGAACUUCUACCCAGAGAACCCUAAAUGGUUUGAUUCAUCCUGUGAACUGGACUCUGGCACAGAUUGUGUUGACAGUGGAUUCAAGCCCGGGGAGAUUGUUUAGAGAUCUUACAGCUGGUGACCCACUCUAACUUAAUCAUAGUCCUCCUUGUUCCAUUUUUCAUACUAUAAUGUUAGACGUGGGUUGUAUAUUUGUGUAGACAAAAGGUUGAAACAUCUGGCAGCCUCUUUGUUGUCUUUGCUGUUGUAAUUCUGUAAAGUUCAGCCCAUGAGCUUCUUUGCACAUACAUUAGAUAGUUAUUUGACUUGUCAUAAAUUUUCAAAACUUAAACUUGCUUGC
Solanum stenotomum is the source of this 2451-nucleotide messenger RNA. RefSeq lists its product as uncharacterized. The transcript has a single exon. Lineage: Eukaryota; Viridiplantae; Streptophyta; Magnoliopsida; Solanales; Solanaceae. The record is from RefSeq and is a predicted model, not a curated record. The coding region runs from base 247 to 2214 and encodes 655 amino acids.